AUGAGUGAUGUACUAGACCCAGCUCUUGGUGACGUUUCAUCCAACAUGUUGUAUCAAAGUUUGAAAGAUCAUUUGUUUCGUGUCAAUGCAAAACGGCAAAUGGCAAUCCCACACGCAAAUAAUAAUAGCAAUGAGACUGACAAGAAGGCGAAUGAUGCAACGACGAAAAGACUGACAGUGAGACGGACCAAUGAUACGUCGAUGUUAUUGUUCGAGAGUCUCAAAAAUCACAGUGCACUCAUUGCCGAGAUAUUGUCGUACAUCGUUGAGGAUACCAAAGGAUUGGCAGACCUACGAAAGGUUUCCAAACGAUGGAAUACCGAUGUGCGUCCCCACGUCUGGAGGAGUGGUCCAGGAUUUCGAAAGAUUUGUGCUCCUACUGCUUCCAAUGAUAAGUUAUUGUACAAUAGCUGUUAUUGUGAAGACCUGGUGAAAUAUGGAGCAUGCAGCUAUGCGGGACAACUCUAUAACAUUCCUACCGAUGACAAUUUUGCAUUCUUUGUCAAGCCUGAUACUAAUGCCGUUAUUGGACGAGAAGCUCCUGCUGAGGAUGAACAUGAUAGUUCUGGCCAACCACAACCAUGGGCAUCCACCAUUAGCAUGCUAUUUUGUUGCGAUGAAGAAUACAUUGAUGAACCCAGAAAGCGGGUCAAGAUUAAUCUUCCUGAAACCGGUGAUGAAUCAUCAUCAUCAUCAUCAUCAUCACCUGAGUACUUGGAACGAGAAACUGCCGAGCGGUUUGCCAGUCACUGCAAACGAAUAGCCGAAACAAACUCUUGGGAUGAAUUCCAGCGGCUUGUCGAUGAUGCCUUUACAGAGGGACUCUUUCUGUGUGUGGAAGAUAGGCAACAAUUAAAGAAAAGCGGAGAUGGUAUGCAGCUUGGAGAGUGCGGAUAUGGUUUCUUUGUGCCGGUAAUCUUGACAGUUGUCAUCCCGCAAGGGAAAAUGGUGGAGGCGGCACAUUUCGGAUCGACCAUGAUUGUAUACUUGAACGCAAAGAUUCAGAAGCAUCAUCGAAGCGGUUACUCGAUGGAUAAUGCAAUUCCGUUUGUCUGCAGCUGGAACAACUCUGCCAUGAUGAAAGAAGGGGAUGGCGAGUUCCUAUAUCCAACAUUUGUAGGUUACAAUGCGGUGUUGAGAGAUGAUGGAAGUAUUUCGUGUCGUGUUCCAUUAGUUAUAUUGGUGAAUGAUAAUGCAUUGUCAGAAGCCAUUUGGGACUGGGGCAUUGCCGAUUCAAACCUUCCGUUGGAUGAUCUUUGGAGAAAAAGCCAAGAACAGCAUGUCCGAGAAGGAGUUGCCAUUGCUGAUGACUUUGUACCCAAAGAAUUGCAUAACAAUCUUAUGAAUCAGAUUGAUUUGCUGUUGGAAAGGCAAGUUGUGGACUAUCACCCUCAUUCCAACGAUACAGUCCGUGACAUUGUGCACCCAGCUUUAUACUCCUAUGUCAAGGGUGUAUCGCCAUUGCUCGAAUCUGAACAGAAAUUCAAGGUAGCGACGGAUGUGCUAGAAUCUUUUGCGCUUGAGGAUAAUCCGAAAGUCACAGAAGAGGAUCCUAACGACCAGGAACCAAAGGACUAUUGGGGAAGAAAAUAUGAAACCAGUGCCAAGUACCAAUGGUUGCCAACCUACUUUGACAUCGGUCUCGAUGGAAGCUGUACGAUAUGCGACUACAUCAAUAAUUUGGUGCCUCGACAGCAACACGAGGAGCUCUAUGAACUACUGGGGCAUUUGUUCUCCCAGGCGUUGCCACUGAUCGAGUCUGUCUACGGAUACUGCCGUGUCGUCAAGGAGAAACAUAUUCGAAUGGAAAGCCAUGAGCGGGUUGACUAUAGCUACACCAGUGUCGUCAAACCUAUCGAGGAGCAACCUAUAUCCUUGCGAGGGAAACAACUGCAAGUUGUGACGAAGAUUGUUGACUAUGAACUUGGGCCAGGUGAAACCUACGAAGGCGUGUGGCAUGUCGAGGGAAUGUCUCAUGAAGAAAUUGUGGCAACGGCAAUUUACUUCAUUGAUCGAGACGAGGAAAUUGAAGGAGGAGAACUUUUAUUUAAACGUGCAUUCCACAAACAAGAGGCAUCCUAUAUUUUCUCGCAUGUGGAUCAGGUGCGUCCGAGGGAUGUGGAAUUCAUCAUUGAUGAAGGACUGCAGCCACUUGGUCAAGUGAAGACGGUACGAGGACGACUCUUGGUCUUUCCGAAUAGCCAUGUCCACAAGGUAACGGAACUCAAGAACGCAUCGAUCGUCACCGAUGGAGGGAAGAAGAAACGGCGAAUCAUUGUAUUCUUCAUCAUCAAUCCUGAAAGGCGCAUCGUUUCGACCAGGGAAGUACCAGUCCAGCAAGAGUAUGCAGGCGGGAUGAUGACUCAUACUGAAGCGUUACAGCACCGCUUGGCGCUGAUGAAAGAGCGAAAGUACACGAAGCAGGACUGGAACGUCCGAGGUAUCGAACUUUGCGAGCAUUAG
Cylindrotheca closterium is the source of this 2463-nucleotide messenger RNA. The record is from the annotation of a GenBank genome assembly. NCBI's taxonomy places the organism in Eukaryota, Bacillariophyta, Bacillariophyceae, Bacillariales, Bacillariaceae.